Carica papaya (papaya) is the source of this 2702-nucleotide messenger RNA. Lineage: Eukaryota; Viridiplantae; Streptophyta; Magnoliopsida; Brassicales; Caricaceae. The record is from RefSeq and is a predicted model, not a curated record.
CUUCUCUGCCAUAUAAAAUGCCUCACUCUCCGCGCCAUUGCUGCUUUGGGUUGCAUUGCAACACAAUCUCUCAUUGAUCGCCAUUAGUGUUAAACAUGAGACUUUUGCAACUCUUUUGAUAUUACUUCCCUUUUUUGUGUCAGGAAAAAAUGGGUGUCAUGUUGAUGUCCGGCUUGACAUCUGGGAUCCUUCCCUUCCGCCCUGUUGUUUCUUCUGUCAAACGUCGUGGGCGGGUCUCAGAUUUACAUAAUGGGCAUAGCCUUCUGAGCUCUGGAGGCCCUUCUCGUGUCAAAAGGAAAUUUCUGCAUAAUGAAAACUGGAAGCCGAAAUCAAGAGCUAUUGUUUUUUCUACGGAUGAUUCUACUGAUGCUUUUGCAGAUGGUUAUGGCGAUGGUUAUUCAUCAUCAAGGAGUGGAGUUUUGAGAAAAAUAGAAGAUGAAUUAACAGAAGUGAAAAAGGCUCUUUCUGAGGCCCAAGCCAGACAAGGAAGUAUUGAACAAGAGAGAAAUCAAUUGCUUGACGAGCUUGCUAGGGCUGAGGUGAAACAGCAGGAGUAUGUAGCCGCCAUCUUGCAUGACAAAGAAAUUGCUAUUGCCGAACUUGAGGCAGCCAAGUCUCUGUUCCAUCAGAAGCUGCAGGCAUCAGUGGAAGAGAAGUUUGCAUUGGAAUCUAAGUUGGUCCUUGCAAAACAAGAUGCUGUUGAACUUGCAGUACAGGUUGAAAAGUUAGCAGAGAUUGCUUUUCAGCAGACCACAUCUCAAAUAUUAGAAGAUGCUCGGAUGAGGGUUUCAGCUGCAGAGACUUCUGCUGCUGAAGCAGCUUAUCAAAUUGAAGAGCAAAUCAGGAAUGCUACUGAAGGUACCAUAUUAUCAAUUGUGGAGCAGUCAAAAAAUGCUAUAGAGAAGGUACUAGAUGUAGCAGAAAAAGCUGGUGACCAUGCAACAAAAGCUGUGGCAAUAUUUAGUGACAGUCUGAAUCCUCUAGAUGAGAUUGCUUCACUCCAGCAAGAGAAGACAAAGUUACAACGUGUCAUAGGCGAUUUAGAGUCUGAAUUAUUGCUCAAAAGAAGUGAGGUUGAUAUGUUGAAGUUGGAGCUGGAACAGGCCCAUGCGCAAGUAAAUGCAUUUGAACUCCGGGCCAAUGAUACUGAGAAGGCAUUGCGUGAAUUUCAGGAGUCGAGCACAAAAAAGAUUCUGCAGCAGGAGGAGGGAAUUAAAUCAGUGGUGGAGAAAAUGAAGAAAGAUGCUGCAACUAGAAAGAAAGCCAUGUACAAGGCUUUUAAGACUGAGAUGGAGAGUGUCAGGGCUACUAUAGAAGCUGUCAAAGAAACAGCUCGAUUGAAAGAUAAUGCCUCCAUUAGAAGAUGUGACGCACUACAGAGAUCAUUAAGAGCUUCUGAAGCUGCUUCAAAGACGUGGAGACAAAGAGCAGAGAAGGCAGAGUCAUUAUUAACCAAGGAUGGGCUAGUGGACGGAGAGGAUAGAGAUGCCAUUUAUGUGGUUAAUGGUGGAAGGAUAGACCUUUUGACAGAUGAUGAUUCACUGAAAUGGAAACUUCUGAGUGAUGGUCCUCGUAGGGAGAUUCCUCAGUGGAUGGCAAGGAAGAUCCGGGCUAUCUGUCCCAAGUUUCCACCAAGAAAGGUUAAUGCAUUAGAAGUCUUGACAUCAAAAUUUCAAACCUUGGACUCGCCCAGUGUAGAUGAAGUAUGGUCAAUAGCCCAAGAAAAGCCCAAGGAAGGUGAUACCUUUAUCGAACAUGUAAUUGAAAAAGAAACAAUAGAAAAGAAAAGAAAGACUUUGGAACAAACCCUUCAGCGGAAUACCAUUCAAUGGCAAAGGACCCUGGAACAAACAAAAUUAGAAUCCGGAACUGGGACAGGACGUGAGAUUGUGUUUCAAGGUUUCAAUUGGGAAAGCUGGAGAAGGCAAUGGUACCUGGAUUUAGCCAGCAAAACUGCUGAUUUAUCUCAUUGUGGGGUAACAGCGGUUUGGCUUCCACCACCAACAGAGUCAGUUGCUCCUCAAGGUUAUAUGCCUUCCGACCUUUACAAUUUGAACUCAGCAUAUGGUUCUGAGGAAGAACUAAAGUACUGUAUAGAGGAAAUGCAUUCCCAAAAUCUGCUGGCCUUGGGAGAUGUUGUCCUUAAUCAUAGAUGUGCACAUAAGCAGAGUCCAAAUGGCAUUUGGAAUAUUUUUGGAGGCAAGCUUGCGUGGGGUCCUGAAGCAAUUGUUUGUGAUGAUCCAAAUUUCCAGGGCCAGGGAAAUCCCUCUAAUGGUGAUAUUUUCCAUGCAGCACCAAACAUUGAUCAUUCCCAGGAUUUUGUACGGAAAGAUAUAACGGAGUGGUUAAAUUGGCUUCGAAAUUACAUUGGUUUUGAUGGAUGGCGCCUCGACUUUGUAAGAGGAUUCUCUGGUACAUAUGUCAAAGAAUAUAUUGAAGCUUCAAACCCUGCAUUUGCUAUUGGAGAAUACUGGGAUAGUUUAGCUUAUGAACAUGGUGACUUGUGCUACAAUCAAGGUUGGGUUCAAUCCUAUGACAGUGGAAUGUUUGUUGAUCUUGAGCUUUCAUGGGGAAGGUGUCCAAAAGGUGGCAAAACCCUUCUGGCAAGGGCACUCGUCACAGGAUUAUGGAUUGAGCUAUGGAUUAUCUUAAUGUUUUGGGCGGCAUUAUGGACCAAAGCUUAUGGAACUGUUUCGAUUUAG